ACGACUGACUUGCCUGCUAUGGACUUAGAGUUGAAUGGUGUAUACGCUGAACGCGCAGAGUGUACGCUUGCUAGACGCUGUGGACGGAUAUUUUUUGUGUUAGCUACAGACAUAGGCGCAAAUUUUCAAGUGCCAACUAAGAGUUUCCUUCUCGAGCUUUCGACUAACGGGACCAUUGCGUUGAUGCUUCUUAAAGUUCGAGCCUCGAAUGAACACACUGCCAGUAGCACAAAAAGAUUAUUUAUUAUCGGGUCCAGUGUGGCACGUGGAGAUGCCAACAUCGGCUAUCGCCUGUAGUCCCUCUAACUGCUCAUGAUAGUGUUUGUAUGUCCGGCAUCAUCACAGUGCUUGCUGAAGUUUUCCAUUGUACUCAAAAGAUAUACCUCUGGAUACAUAAUUGAUCUUCUGUGCAACUCAGCUGUAGAAAGGAAAUCUGCUGUAGUGUGUAUGAAGUCUGUUGAUCAUUGUGCCGGGUAUAUGUACCGCAAUCGCAUGAGGAUUUCGACAACAGGCGUGUGUCACGCUGAUAUAAGCUAUUGUAAGAAGAGAGCCUGUCACUAGGAUAUUACUCUUCAUGUCUGUUACUUGCUUUCUGCAUUAAUUCUAGAUCCAAAAACGACACGGUGGAGUGCUUUCGUCAGGCAGGUGCCGUUGCCGGUGAAACUGCUCUUCUCAACGAGUAUCUCGUACGAUGCUAUGAUUUGCAAGGGGAGUCGUGUUUUUCGACCUGUAAAGCCGACAAGCGCUGCAGCUCGCGUUUACCGGUUCACUACAUGGAUACCAAAAGAAAAACAUGUCCAAUACUGGUCUAUGAGGACAGUUCUCCGGGCUUUGUCAGACGCAUGCUAGACGCCCUGCUCGAUUACCAGACGCUUAAGAUUAUCAACAUAGGUGACAAGAAAAUAGGACUUUUACAUCGACUUAUUCAGCUAAUCAUCCUCGUCUAUAUAGUCGGGUUCGUUAUAAUCUACAAGCGAGGUUAUCAACAAUUUAGCACGGCCAGCUCCGCUACAACAACAAAGGUGAAAGGAGUGGCGUCAACGUUGCACCUUCGUGACUCCGAUUUCGACUCAUCUGUGCCAGAUACUAAGGUGUAUCGAAGAGUAUGGGACGUUGUUGAUCUCGUUCAGCCUCCCAGUGAGCCCGAUGCUUUUUUUAUCACAACAAAUCUCAUCAUUACGACGCAGAGGACAGGUCUUUGUCCCGAUGAAAAUAUUAAGGAUGCGCGUUGCCAUUCUGAUGCGGAUUGCCUGGACGGCCGAAGACUGCUGCUCGGUCAUGGCGAGCAGAGCGGCCGUUGUGUAACAACAAGCGGUUUUGAAUUGGGAAAAUUCGAUCGACGAAUUAAUGGUGCGUCUUCAUGGAGGGCCGAGGCCGCUUUUCCUAGCGAGGGAGUUUGCGAGGUUCGGGGCUGGUGUCCUGUGGAACACGACAUCGGACCAUUACGGAAUAAUACCCCUCUCUUCCGGGAUGUCCAGGACUUUACUGUACUUUUGAAGAACUACGUUGACUUUCCAGUAUUUCGGCUUAAGUUGCGAAAUAUUGACGAUUUACAAAAUCGUAGCUAUCUGCAGAGCUGCAUCUAUCAUCCGGACCGAGACCCCCACUGUCCGAAAUUUCGUGUCGGUGACAUCAUCAAGCAGACGGACAAUUCGUUCGAUAGCAUAGCUGUUAAGGGCGGAGUCGUUCGUAUAGUUGUGAACUGGGAUUGCAAUCUAGACUGGGAUUCACGAGGUCGUAAAUGCGUUCCUCUGUACACGUUCAGCAGAAUUGAUGACGCCAAGGCAAACCUUGGACGUGGCUGGAAUUUUCGACACGCUCUCGUUCACGAUCUUACCCAUCGAACGUUGUUUAAAGCUUAUGGAGUGACGUUCCGCAUUUCUGUGCAAGCCCGUGCUGGAAAGCUCAAUCUCAUACCCAUUGCUAUUAACGUUGGCUCCGGACUUGGACUUCUAGCCGUGGUGGCAAUGUUCUUGGGAAGCGUACGAGAAGGCAGAAUGGCUGACCGGGUAGCCAAAGUCGUGCAACAGUCGUUAGAGAAAAGGGAAAUGCUCGUACAAAUCUUCGAUCCUCUAGAGCGUGAAGAAUAUCACAUUCUGCGUAAGCCAAUACAUUUUUACUCUUUGAAUGAAGAAGUACCUGAAUAUCUUGUGGAGGAUAAUCAAACGCUGUUAGAUUGUGACGCCUACAUUAUCGUCUGCCCUGAAUAUAAUAGGUGCAUUCCAGGAGCCUUAAGCAACAUGCUCAAUCACUUUCCUCCUGCUACGUUUGCUGCUAAACCUGUAGGCGUUGUAGGUUACUCAAUGGGUCGGCUUGGAGGUGCUAAUGUUACCGUUCAGCUAAGAGAUUACCUGAACGAACUCGCCAUGAUCUGUUUACCAAUUAUGGUAAACAUUCCGUUUGUAUCGGAGGCUAUUUCAGUGGAAGGAGACAUAUUAGACCCCCGCCUAGAACCUUUACUCAGUAACAUGCUCAAUCAGCUCGUGUGGUACUCCUACGCCAUGAAAAAAAUAAAGGAAGAGCAUGGCCAAAUGCCCCUUUGAGCAAAACGUAACAACGGCAAGCUACGACCCGCUGUCUAUACCUAGACGAGCGUUCUUUCUGAUCGAACAAACCGUCGAAACUUUUUGAAGCAAUCAACACAGUAUACUGAUAAUAUAUCUUACCGUAUCUUUAUUUUUGAAAAACUAGAAUCUCACUCUUCCAUGAAAUGAAAGCCAUCACUUUUCCAUCAUAGUAAACCAUUGUCGGCAAUCGUUUUCACAAAUGAACAUCUCUUAAAUGGACGGUGACGGAAUUUUUACACACUCUUACUUUCAACUACCAAUCACAUAUUAGCUUAAAUUAUACUGGAGAAAAGGUCAGGAGGGAAGGAGAAGACCUGAGCCCCUUCGACUAGUCCUACUAAAGUGUCUACAGCGUAACGGCUGGUUGCCUUUAGCUCCGUUUGUCCUAAAACAGGUGGUAAUUUCACUCGAUGACGUUAGUACAGACUUCGCAUAAAUCGCGACACACGAUACGAUUUCUCAGGAACUGAACAAACAACUGGAACUUAUCGACACUUCGUAAUUUUAGGCGUUCCCAAAAAGCGCCGAAUUUAAGUUAUUCUGGGGGUUCUUGGUUCUAUGGGAACUAGACAUUCAUAAGUGUUACAGCGACAUUAAAGAUCACAGCUCUGGCAAAUUAUACUAUGUUGAAAUGAUAGCUAUCCCGAAUGCGACUCGUAUCUUAACAUUGAUCAUGACAAUAAACUUGA
Varroa destructor (honeybee mite) is the source of this 3256-nucleotide messenger RNA. Its product is annotated as P2X purinoceptor 4-like. Gene Ontology annotation, biological process: response to ATP; calcium ion transmembrane transport. Lineage: Eukaryota; Metazoa; Arthropoda; Arachnida; Mesostigmata; Varroidae. Gene Ontology annotation, cellular component: plasma membrane. The record is from RefSeq and is a predicted model, not a curated record. Gene Ontology annotation, molecular function: purinergic nucleotide receptor activity; extracellularly ATP-gated monoatomic cation channel activity.